Messenger RNA from Lobosporangium transversale, 1542 nucleotides. RefSeq lists its product as hypothetical. NCBI's taxonomy places the organism in Eukaryota, Fungi, Mortierellomycota, Mortierellomycetes, Mortierellales, Mortierellaceae. The record is from RefSeq and is a predicted model, not a curated record. Bases 1 to 1542 code for a protein of 513 amino acids. The transcript has a single exon.
AUGAUCAACGUGGCGGCCAUGAAUACAGCAUCUUCCCCCUCUGAACCACUAACAUCUAUACGUUCACCUUUUUCUAGUUCUAUAUCCAGAUCUUUAUUUGUUCAUAAUGUUCAUCAAUAUCUUUCUCGUCUCUCCGAAUCGCCCUUUAGUCGGAAAAUCCUCCGAAAUGUGCGUCUUUUCAUCCUAGUACUUGGCUUUGUCACCUUAAUAUUGGACGCUAUCACGCUAUCAUUUGAAUCCAAUGUAAUGAACUUGGAGUUCACAGAUAUCUCCACUCAAGCUGCUUUGUUGUUAACACCCGAUCUUCUAGCCAUGAUGAUGGCUUUAAUGUUGUUGAUUUAUGCUUCUAAUAUGUCCUGCUGUUGUUUCAACACUAUGGCUCCUGACAACGACAUUGGCAACAAUAACGAGGGAGAAGAAGUAAGAGUAGACUUCUCAGAGAACCCUCAAGAGUCGUCACCAGCCCCAACCGCUGCUACUGCUGCGACAGCAGACAGACAGGUUAUAGGAGAGUCUGAGCAUCAGCCUAACCUCGAGCAUUCAAGUGACCAAUAUUGGCCGUUACAAAAACGAGAACAAAGAGAUACCCUUGAAGAAGAGGAGUCGAUAAGGCAAAGAAGAACGAAAGAUCAUGUUGGAAUUGAACACCAGUCCGUAAUGCCUGCACCUGUCAUCACUGUUACUCCUCCGACAGACCAGAUCCUCUCUUCUGUUACUAAUGCACAAUCGCUCACAACAGAAUCAUCAGUUGAAUCACAAAUUUCUGAUCCAAUUACAAAUUCUGCUCCACAUUCUUUAAUACCUUCAUCAUCAAAUGAGCUGAUCAAAAUAACGACAACUGCUGAAAAAGAGCUUUAUCUUUAUAAAGAACGGCGAAGGCGAGUCGUUCUUACACUCUACAUCAUUUCCCGAGUGAUAUUCAGUCUUGGACUCGUUGCUCUUGCACUGUAUUGGCCAGCAGGUCAGAUGAAGCCGCCUGUUGGUUACCUCCCUAAUUUGGAUGAGCCUAUGUAUCCUCACCAUAGAAGCGAUACCAGCACUUCCAGCUCUAUAACCGAAGCACUUUCUAAGAGGAGAAUAGAUAAUUUCAACAGCAGUGCCAAGAAGCUUCUAAUUAAAAGAGCUCUUCCGACCCGUAUAAUACCAGAAUACCCGUUAGAGAACUUCCGCUCUCUAAACCGACUCGCGGUGACGAGAGAAGAAAACAAACUUCAUGAGAAAUCCGAUGAUGUUGCAAACAACAAUAGUAAAGGCUUGCAAUCUAAGCACUGGUGCGCGCUCGAGCAAGCGUUUGGAGACAACCAGAGUGCGAAGGUUUAUUGCCAGGUCAAUACAAUAAGACCAGGUGUCACCUAUGGAUGGGUGGGACUUGUGAUAGUUGAAUUAUGUUUGGCGUUUGCAGUUGGAGAUCUGAAUUUGAACAAAAGACACUUGCUGUUACGACGUGCAGACCAAUUGGUGAAUCAAGGGCUCGGUAACGAAUCAGCUCAAGUUCUCGAGCAGGAAGUGAAUCAGAUACCUAUCUUUAAUGAUAACAGUUAA